GGCGGCGGCGGCCGCAGCGAGCGACCCGGCCGCCCGGCCCGGCCCGCCGGCCGCCCGCCCGCCUCGGCGCCGAGAUUGGGCGAAUCGCGAGCAAGUACGUGCGCGUCUCCCUGCCGCCGCCCGCCGCGGGCCGCCCCGGGGCCGCCGCCGCCGACGACGCGCGGGAGGAGGAGGAGGAGGCCGCCCCGCCGCCGCCGCCGCCGCCGCCGCCCCGGCUCGCCGCCGCCCGCCCGCCGGGCGCGCAGCCCCAGGCCGCGGCCGACAUGAACCACCAGCAGCAGCAGCAGCAACAGCAGCAGCAGCAGCAGAAAGCGGGCGAGCAGCAGCUGAGCGAGCCCGAGGACAUGGAGAUGGAAGCUGGAGAUACAGAUGACCCGCCAAGAAUUACUCAAAACCCUGUCAUCAAUGGGAAUGUGGCCCUGAGUGACGGGCACAGCAAUGCAGAAGAGGACAUGGAGGAUGACACCAGUUGGCGCUCCGAGGCAACCUUUCAGUUCACUGUCGAGCGCUUCAGCAGACUGAGUGAGUCGGUCCUUAGCCCUCCGUGUUUUGUGCGAAAUCUGCCAUGGAAGAUUAUGGUGAUGCCACGCUUUUAUCCAGACAGACCACACCAAAAAAGCGUAGGAUUCUUUCUCCAGUGCAAUGCUGAAUCUGAUUCCACGUCAUGGUCUUGUCACGCCCAGGCAGUGCUGAAGAUCAUCAAUUACAGAGACGAUGAAAAGUCCUUCAGUCGUCGCAUUAGCCAUUUGUUCUUCCACAAGGAAAACGAUUGGGGAUUUUCCAAUUUUAUGGCUUGGAGUGAAGUGACUGAUCCUGAGAAAGGAUUUAUAGAUGAUGACAAAGUCACUUUUGAAGUCUUUGUGCAGGCGGAUGCUCCCCAUGGAGUUGCGUGGGACUCAAAGAAGCACACGGGCUAUGUCGGUUUAAAGAAUCAGGGAGCGACUUGUUACAUGAACAGCCUUCUACAGACUUUAUUUUUCACAAAUCAGCUACGAAAGGCUGUGUACAUGAUGCCAACAGAGGGCGACGAUUCAUCCAAGAGCGUCCCUUUAGCCUUACAAAGAGUGUUCUACGAAUUACAGCACAGUGAUAAGCCCGUAGGAACAAAAAAGCUAACAAAGUCAUUUGGGUGGGAAACUUUAGAUAGCUUCAUGCAACAUGAUGUUCAAGAACUAUGUCGAGUGUUGCUUGAUAACGUGGAGAAUAAGAUGAAAGGCACGUGUGUGGAAGGCACCAUCCCGAAAUUAUUCCGAGGCAAAAUGGUGUCGUAUAUCCAGUGCAAAGAGGUAGACUAUCGGUCUGACAGAAGAGAAGAUUAUUAUGACAUCCAGCUAAGUAUAAAAGGAAAGAAAAACAUAUUCGAGUCGUUUGUGGAUUACGUGGCAGUAGAACAACUAGACGGUGACAACAAAUACGAUGCCGGGGAGCACGGCCUGCAGGAAGCAGAGAAAGGUGUGAAAUUCCUCACAUUGCCUCCAGUGCUACAUCUACAGCUGAUGAGGUUCAUGUAUGACCCUCAGACGGACCAGAAUAUCAAGAUCAAUGACAGAUUUGAGUUUCCGGAACAAUUACCUCUUGAUGAGUUUUUGCAAAAAACGGAUCCUAAAGACCCUGCAAAUUAUAUUCUUCAUGCAGUCCUGGUUCACAGUGGAGAUAAUCAUGGUGGACAUUACGUGGUUUAUCUAAACCCCAAAGGGGAUGGCAAAUGGUGUAAAUUCGACGACGACGUGGUGUCGAGGUGUACUAAAGAGGAAGCCAUCGAGCACAACUACGGGGGUCACGACGAUGACCUCUCUGUCCGACACUGCACUAACGCCUACAUGCUGGUCUAUAUCAGGGAGUCAAAGCUGAGUGAAGUUUUACAAGCUGUCACAGACCAUGAUAUUCCUCAGCAGUUGGUGGAACGAUUACAAGAAGAGAAAAGGAUUGAGGCUCAGAAGCGGAAGGAACGCCAGGAAGCCCAUCUCUACAUGCAAGUGCAGAUAGUCGCAGAGGACCAGUUCUGUGGCCACCAGGGAAAUGACAUGUACGAUGAGGAGAAAGUGAAGUACACUGUGUUCAAGGUCCUGAAGAACUCCUCCCUGGCCGAGUUUGUCCAGAGCCUCUCCCAGACCAUGGGAUUUCCACAAGAUCAAAUUCGAUUAUGGCCCAUGCAAGCAAGGAGUAAUGGAACAAAACGACCAGCAAUGUUAGAUAAUGAAGCAGACGGCAAUAAAACAAUGAUUGAACUGAGUGAUAAUGAGAACCCUUGGACAAUAUUCCUGGAAACAGUGGACCCUGAGCUGGCUGCUAGUGGAGCAACAUUGCCCAAGUUUGAUAAAGAUCAUGAUGUAAUGUUAUUUUUGAAGAUGUAUGAUCCUAAGACACGGAGCUUGAAUUACUGUGGGCACAUCUACACACCCAUAUCCUGUAAAAUACGUGACUUGCUCCCGGUUAUGUGUGACAGAGCAGGAUUUGCCCAAGAUACUAGCCUUAUCCUCUAUGAGGAAGUUAAACCGAAUUUAACAGAGAGAAUUCAAGACUAUGAUGUGUCUCUUGAUAAAGCCCUUGAUGAACUGAUGGAUGGUGACAUCAUAGUGUUUCAGAAGGAUGACCCUGAAAAUGAUAACAGUGAAUUACCCACUGCAAAAGAAUACUUCAGAGACCUCUACCACCGUGUUGACGUUAUCUUCUGUGACAAGACGAUCCCCAACGACCCUGGCUUUGUGGUCACUUUGUCCAACAGAAUGAACUAUUUUCAGGUUGCGAAAACAGUCGCACAGAGGCUCAACACAGACCCCAUGCUGCUCCAGUUCUUCAAGUCUCAAGGUUAUAGGGAUGGCCCAGGUAAUCCUCUUAGACAUAAUUAUGAAGGUACUUUAAGAGAUCUUCUACAGUUCUUCAAGCCUAGACAACCUAAGAAACUUUACUAUCAGCAGCUUAAGAUGAAAAUCACAGACUUCGAGAACAGGCGAAGUUUUAAGUGUAUAUGGUUAAACAGCCAAUUUAGGGAAGAGGAAAUCACACUAUAUCCAGACAAGCACGGCUGCGUCCGGGACCUGCUGGAAGAAUGUAAGAAGGCCGUGGAGCUCGGCCAGAAGGCAUCAGGGAGGCUCAGGCUGCUAGAAAUUGUAAGCUACAAAAUUAUUGGUGUGCAUCAAGAAGAUGAAUUAUUAGAAUGUUUAUCUCCUGCAACGAGUCGAACAUUUCGAAUAGAGGAGAUACCCUUGGACCAGGUAGACAUAGAUAAGGAAAACGAGAUGCUGAUCACAGUGGCCCAUUUCCACAAAGAAGUGUUUGGGACAUUUGGAAUUCCAUUUUUGCUGAGGAUACACCAGGGUGAGCGCUUCCGAGAAGUCAUGAAGCGGAUCCAGAGCCUGCUGGACGUCCAGGAAAAGGAGUUUGAAAAGUUUAAAUUUGCAAUUGUAAUGAUGGGCCGACACCAAUACAUUAAUGAAGACGAGUAUGAAGUAAAUUUGAAAGACUUUGAGCCGCAGCCUGGUAACAUGUCUCACCCUCGACCUUGGCUAGGGCUCGACCACUUCAACAAAGCCCCAAAGAGGAGUCGCUACACUUACCUUGAAAAGGCCAUUAAAAUCCAUAACUGACUUCCUCACCAGUGUGUUCACGGCGGGACAGCGUGGGUGUGUGCCCCUUUUUAACAGCCGUAGGACUUUGGUACACGUGUACUCUAGCCGAAGUCUCCAGCAAGAGGAUUUGCUGCUGAUGUUAAUUUUAUUUUGUUGAGGCUGUUCAGUUUGGCUUCUCUGUAUCUAUUGACUGCCCUUUUUGAGCAAAAUGAAGGUGUUUUUAUAAAGCUUGGAUGCCAAUGAGAGUUAUUUUAUGGUAACCACAACGCAAGGAACUGUUAGCGUGAUGGGGAGAAGGGGUUCCUAGGACGCGGGCCACUGGCAGAGGGUCUCUAGGCUGUCUGGGCGGCACAGCACCUGGCUGCCGCCGGGGGUCCCACCCCCAGCCUGCGGCUGGGCAGUCUGUGCAGGCCCGUCCGACUUGCUCCUUCAGUCACACUUCCAGUGACCUUUUGUGCAUCUGUAAAGGCAAAACAGAGAAACUCACAAUCUAAUAAAUAGCGCUCUUUCCUCCACUGUGUGCAUUGUCGGCCCUUCCUGGGGUUCUCUCCUCCAGCUGCCUGGGUCUUUGUCAUAAGCUCGCCACCUCUGCCAGCCAGUCCCGUGCAGCCCACUUGCAGGGGAGCACUGAAUGCAGUCCUGACGGGCGUUGGGGUCCUCUUGCCACAUUGGAAGUUGUUGGAUACAGUUAAGGUUUGCUCUCCUCCUCUCAGCGCACACUUGGUGAUCUCAACAGCUCAUGAGCAGGGGGAAGAGUCGUAAAUAGCACCCGCGGAAACGGGCAGAUGGAGGGACAAGGAGAGCCUUUCAGCAAGAGGCACGCUCGCUGGUGGUUCGUAAGCUGUUGGCUUUGUAAAAAGGGUGAAAUAAAGAGGAAAAAUGAAAUUGUAUAUUUAACGAAUGGACAUGUACAAUUUGCCACGGGAGAGGUCACUUUGUCGGGUGAGUCUGCAGUGGCUGUCACCGGUGUCAUACUCACUGUGUGGUUUAUUUCUGCCCCCGCCUCGUUUCCUUUUAUUUUGGAGCUAAUGCCAGCUGCGUGUCUAGUUUUGAGUGCAGUAAAAUAGAAUCAGCAGAUCACACUCACUCCCUCCUUCCGGAACCCGGUCUGUCCUGUAGCAGCAGUGUACACCAACUCCUGUAUAUUGCCUUUUUGCUGGAAAAUGUUGUAUGUUGAAUAAAAUUUUCUAUAAAAAUUA
Molecule: messenger RNA, 4768 nt
Organism: Sciurus carolinensis (gray squirrel)
Lineage: Eukaryota; Metazoa; Chordata; Mammalia; Rodentia; Sciuridae
Gene: Usp7
Product: ubiquitin specific peptidase 7
Exons: 31
Coding region: 264-3587 (1107 amino acids)
Biological process (GO): regulation of protein stability; protein deubiquitination
Cellular component (GO): cytosol; nucleus
Molecular function (GO): cysteine-type deubiquitinase activity; cysteine-type endopeptidase activity; protein binding
Source: RefSeq, a predicted model, not a curated record